Molecule: messenger RNA, 2876 nt
Organism: Thlaspi arvense
Lineage: Eukaryota; Viridiplantae; Streptophyta; Magnoliopsida; Brassicales; Brassicaceae
Source: the annotation of a GenBank genome assembly
UUUGGCGACUCCUAUUAGCCCUAGUAAGUAGAGUCAAGUGUCAGACAAAACCGCAAAAAGUGGGAAGACUGAUUGCGAAAUCGAAAACGACGAGAGGGAAAAAUCACUUCUCACGAUCGGGCGCGAAAAAAACGGGGAGGAGGAAGACGAGACUCUCUAAUGGCGACGACGGCGAUGAAGAAGCCGAAAAUUGAACAAGGGGAAGCAGAAGCAGAAGCAAAUUCGUUCGCAACUCGAAUCCCAGAUGAUAGAGAAGCUCUAUUAGAGUUCAUGGACCAGCGUGCCAAGUCAAUCCAACGCCUUAGAGAACAGAUUUCUAACCUCGAGAGAAAGCUUGUUCAAGAGAGAAAACUGAUGGCAGAUGCGGAGGCCAAGUUCUUACUAGUUGAUCGUGUUGAAAACGGUACCUUCUCUAAGACAAAAUCAAAGGUGCCUAGUAAAACUGGAGGCUUGCUUGGUAUACCAGAGUUCUGGACCGAGGGAAAUAAAGCGAAGGCUCCCAAUGAAACCUCUCCUCCACAUACACGUAGUGGGACGGGAUAUGAAACCUCCUCUACUCCACAUUCACGUAGUGAAGUGGAUUCCUUGAAAAUGCCAUCCAUUAUAUUACCGCCUUCUUUCAAGCGAAGAGCUCCUGCCUCUGUCAGACCAGAAGUGAGUGAGACCACCCAAGCUCAACCCAUGGCUACAAGGGAUUCCAACAUCCCAACGGGAGGAAAAAGUGGUCCUGAACCCAAGAGAUCUCGUACUGUACCUAAUGAAGCGGUUAGGGAAACCCAAGGCCGAGAUAACCAAACUGAAGCUCGAGUUCGAGAUAAUAAGGAUCUUGGAAAGCCGAGGAUCAGAGCCUCUUCUAACGUUUCUGUACAAACGCAACAGGAAAAAUGCGAUUUCCAAGGACAUGAUGAGCUGAUAGCGCUUAUAGGUAGAAGCUCUUUGCGUGCCACCAUUAAUAGCCGUACUGUAGCUAUGCUACCAAGUGGCCACACGAAAAGAAUGAGAAGUCUUGCUCUGUCUCCUUCAAACCGUGACCUAUUUGCUACAAGUGCAUUGGAUGGUGUGGUUCAUUUUUGGAAGCUUCAGUCUGAUAGGUCCACAGCUACUCUGUUUAAGAAGGUUAAUCGUGUAGCAAUAGAUCAGAUGAAAUGGGCAGAAGAUAUAGCUUGGCAUCCACACAAGAGUGCACUUUUCUCUGUAUAUACUGCAGAUGAUGGUCACCCUCAGAUAUCAGUCUUAAAUCUGAACGAAGCUCGAGAGAGUUGUGAGUCAAAAUUUCUCAAGGAGAGGCCUCACAGCAAAGGUCUUAUCAACAGAAUCAUGUUUACGCCUUGGGAUGAUCCUUGUUUCAUCACAGGUGGGUGUGACCACGCAGUAGUGUUAUGGCGUGAACAAUGUAAGAACAAUGAGUGGAAAUCAACGCUUCUGCAUAAGGAUUUUCACUCCUCCUCUGUGAUGGGAGUUGCUGGAAUGCGCCAUAACAACCUCGUCCUGUCAUGUGGAGACGAUAAGAGAUUUGUUGGGUUUGAUGCCCAAGAAGAAAAACUCACAUUUAGGCAUAAACUAGACAACAGAUGCACAAGUUUGCUGCCAAACCCGCGUGAUGUGAAUCUUGUCAUGGUUCACACAAGGCAGCUCGACCGGCAACUGAGGCUGUAUGAUGUUAGAUUGCCUCAGACGGAACUGUUUUCUUUUGGGUGGAAGCAAGAAAGCAGCGAAUCGCAGUCGGCUCUGAUCAACCAGUCCUGGUCUCCAGAUGGUUUACACAUCUCAUCUGGCUCUGCAGACCCUGUGAUCCACAUUUUUGACAUCCGAUACAAUGCACCGAGCCCGUCACUGUCGAUCAAGGCUCAUAAGAAAAGGGUGUUCAAAGCUGAGUGGCACUCUUCUCUUCAGCUACUCGUCUCCAUCUCAUCAGAUUUAGAAAUUGGGAUUCACAAGCUGUGGUGAAAACUGAUAAAAGCCUAAAGCACCUGAAUCUUGAGGACAUUUGAAGGCCAGUUAGUUGUAGUAGUAUUAACUUCUGAAAUGACAGAACUUUAGAACCUGGAGAGAUCCUCAGUUCCCUAAUCCUUCUUCCAUCAUUAGCAUGAUGAGUACAGCAUUCAAAUUAGUUCAAGGUCCCAAAAUUAUAUUUCCAAACCACAUUCGCGCCAAGAAUUGGUUGCAUAAAGAUUCAAUGUCUUCAAAUUCAAGAUUGUCUUUGUGUGGAUUCAUUGUUUUGACUUUUGAUUCAUGCAACCAUGUGAUCCUCAAUUUUUUGUUUUUAUCUUAAACUCAUUAUCUACAAAACUUACUUACAUGAGAGACCAAUAAAUAAAAUGCUUAACCACAAUCCUCCGUCUCCGUCCGUUCUCUCCCGGUUCAGUUCGUCCAUGGCUUCCCCCGAGGAGAUGGAUGAUACAUCAGAGAUUUCAUCCCCGCGAAAGAACACUUACAAGGAUCCCGACGGUGGAAGGCAACGAUUCUUACUGGAACUUGAAUUCAUUCAGUACCCACACUGCCUAUAUUUCCUCGAACUUCUUCAAAACCCCAACUUCAGGACUGCUAUGGCCCAUCCUGCAAACAAGGAAUUGGCACAUAGACAACAGUUUUACUAUUGGAAGAACUACAGAAACAAUAGGCUGAAGCACAUUCUACCUCGGCCUCUUCCAGAGCCUGUAGCUCCACAACCACCAGCUGCACCUUCAUCUACUCUGCCACCUGCGCCAUCUGCAACUGCUGCUCUCUCGCCGGCACUUUCUCCAAUGCAGUACAAUAAUAUGCUUGCUAAGAAUGAAACGAGGAAUAUGACUUCUGCUGGAAUCGACCGUAGGAAGAGAAAUCCUUGCCCUGAAGCAGACACCAUGGUCCCGGAUAUGCUUUCCUGCGUUUACUAG